Messenger RNA from Chara braunii, 3923 nucleotides. NCBI's taxonomy places the organism in Eukaryota, Viridiplantae, Streptophyta, Charophyceae, Charales, Characeae. The record is from the annotation of a GenBank genome assembly.
GGGUCUUACCCUGUGGUCCUUAGGAAGUCGGUCAAUAGGUUUGUGUUCGGGUAGGUCCAAGUGGUGAGGAGUGGGACCUUUGUCGUGCACCUGACACCACCAUGGUAGACACCCGGCGCGGYACCUCCACUAUGCCGUACACAAAGGAGGAGGAGGCGAAGAUGGCCGCCAUCCUGCAGGAGAGAAAGGAGAAGAAGGAGGCCAAGAAGAAGGCCUUGAAGGAGGAGCAGGCGACCAAAUUGAAGAAGAUGGAAGAAGAGAUGGCCAAGGAGAAAGAGAGGUUAAAGAAGGAAGAAGAAGAGAAACUGAAGGCGGUGGAUGAAGAAGAGGACGGUCCGCCAUUGCAAAGGAGUGGUGGGCAGCCCAGUAGUAGUACCGAUGGAGACCUGGAGAAGAGGAUAUCUGAAUGGGUUGCCAACCUGACUGUGGGAGAAGAGGAAGAGGUUAGUAUGUAUAUCCCGCAGCAUCAGCAAGAAGCUGCCAUGAAGGCUUGGGAUGCAGAGAAAGACCCUCUUAAGCGUCAAGCAUUGGAAGACGAGAAGUGGAUGGAAUGGAAAUUAGCGGUGAUGAGGGAGAAGAAAAGGAGAAUUGACAAGGCAGCGGAGGCGGCAGAGGCCUUAGAGGAAGUGAAGAACAUAGAGGCGCAAUUAGCCGCCCAGCCCGAUCUCCCGAAUCAGAUCAGAAGUCAGGACAUAGCUGUGCGCUCGAUAUGGUUGGGCUUUCAAGACUUUGCUCGUGAGCUGGUAGGCGCCGUUGGAGCCGAGGUGGGUCACCGCCUCGACAAGACUGAGCGGUUCUGCGCUGGCGCCAUUGAAGGCGUYAAGGYGGCAGCUCCCAAGGAGGAGGAAGCACKUCCUCCUCGSCGGGAGCCUGUCAAAGUCAAGUUCCCCGAUKCCUAYAGUGGGAAGAGGGAGGAAAACUUUGACAAUUGGGAGGCCAACGUUAAGACCUAUGUGCACUUGCAACAAGUCUCCCUAGAUCAGCAAGUCCUAAUUGCUAUCCACGCGCUGAGAGAUGAGGCCGCCAGUUUUGCAAGGUCCCUAGUUCGCGCUGCCAACUGUACUGAUGAUCCCGUUGCGUACUCCUCAUUUACGUCCCUCACCGAAUUCCUGAAGUUGCUGCGCGAGCGAUUUGCUGAUGUCGCUCGUAGUGUCAAGGCCUCAGACAAGCUCCAAACCAUCCAUUCUCGUAAAUGGAAGAGUGUCAGGGCACUCAAGGGUACAAUGGAUGAGUUGGUGUCCGUCCCUGACCAUGGGGUCAUAGAGGGCCAGUUGGUCAACCUCUUUUACCGGGCUAUGCCCGAAGCCUUUCGAGGGCAGUUCUUCGCGAAGAGCGAAGACCCUACCACCACUUACGAUUCCCUUAGUCGUGAGGUGGUGGCUUUUGAAGCGAAGUCAGUGUCCCUGUCCACCUUUUGGCAUAAGGAUUUGGACAAGGGAAAGCAAUGGAAAGGCCGCACUAUCUCAGGGCAGGUAAGGACCAAGGAUAGCCUUGUCAUGACUUUAGAUGAGGGUAGUGUGGAUGAGAUUCCCUACGAUCAGAUUGAGUGGGGGCUAGAGGAGGCGAACAGCGGUGUGGGCCAGGGGAGAUCCUACGCUGCUGUCGCGGCCGGAGGGAGGCCGCAAGGAGGAAGAGGCCAGGGCCAAGGGGGCCGGGCCUCAGGGAGCCGGUUUCAGGGCGAUCAGGGGGUUGGCGGCGGAGGAGGAAACCGCCAAGCGGGAGGCAGGGGUCAAGGUCCCUCGCAAAACCGUCUUAGGAAUAGGUCUCCCUAUAGAGUAGGAGGAUGGCACCCAGGGCUACCUCAGGGCCGGUGUCUAGACAGCUGUCCCGAAACUGCUUGUGUUAGAGUUUCGUUAGACACCUCCCUCACAGGCGUGGCCGAAGAGUUGAAGGAGAGGAUGCCCGCCUGGGCCAAGAUGAAGAAGGAGAACAAAGGGCAGCUUAUAUUACUAGAUACAAAGAUUUUUAGAAGUAGAGUAGGGGCCCUAGUAGACUCAGGGGCCACUCGCAGCUAUAUUAGUAGGAAAGCGCUGCAGAAGUUGAGGCUGGGACUUACAGUCCAGAAACUGACAGACCCCAUAGUUAGUAUCCUCGCGGACAAUCGUACUAUGAUUGUAGAGGAUUACAUAGAGGGAGUCCAGGCGUAUUUCCGCCUAGAGAAAGAUGGAAAAGUGGAGAAGGUCCUCCACUCCUUGACUCUCCUCGUAGAGGACAGCCUCCCAUUUGACAUUGUCCUGGGAAUGGAUUGGGGAGAGGCAGUCGGGGCCACGCUCCAUUUGAAGGAGCACGAGUGUAGGCUCCCUAGUUCGUCAGGCGAGGCCAAGACUGCCCUCCUGUUCCAUGUGUCAGGGGUAGAGAAUUCCUUGGCGCACUGCUGCCUUAGUGCCCCCGCGUUCGCCAGACUGGUGAAGAAGGAGGGAUUGGAGGAACAGGUCUUUGUUGCCUAUGUUAGGCCAGUGACUGAGCCUACGGAGGAGAAGCCGAUGGACCCCGCGAUUGCCAAGCUGCUGGAAGAGUUUAAGGAUUUGACUGAGCCGCCGACAGGCACGGUGCCGCGGCCCAUCCAGCACCGUAUUGAGAUAGAGCCUGGCAGUAGAACUCCUAAGGGUGUGGUGUAUAGGAUGUCCCCGCGGGAGUUAGAGGAGCUUCGCAAGCAAUCGGACGAGCUCAUUGAGAAGGGUUGGAUUAGGCCCAGUUCGUCUCCUUUCGGAGCGCCUGUCCUCUUUGUUCCUAAGAAAGAAGGAGAGAUGAUAAUGUGUAUAGACUAUCGGCGAUUGAAUGCGAUUACAGUGAAGAAUGUUGAGCCACUGCCUAGGAUAGACGAUCUUUUAGAUCGAGUGCAGGGGGCCAAGUAUUUCUCCAAAAUAGAUUUGAAGUCCGGAUAUCAUCAGAUAKAGGUGCAUCYUGAUGAUYARUAUAAGACAGCCUUCCRRACUAGAUAUGGGCACUACGAGUUCAUAGUGAUGCCCUUUGGACUAACCAAUGCGCCAGCUACGUUCCAGCGUUGUAUGAACGAUUUGUUUAGGUCGUGGUUAGACAGAUUUGUAGUAGUUUAUCUAGAUGACAUUCUAGUGUUUAGCAGGACCCUCGAAGAGCAUCAGGGUCACCUCAGGCAGGUCUUGGAGAAGUUGAGGGAAGCUAACUUCAAGAUCAAUGCAAAGAAGUGUAAUUGGGCAAAGACCCAAGUUCUGUACCUAGGCCACGUCUUAGACGGACACGGCGUUAAGCCAGAAGAUAGCAAGAUCGCAGCGAUUAAAGAUUGGCCCACGCCACGUACGCUGACAGAGUUGCGCUCGUUCCUGGGCCUAGCUAACUACUAUAGGAAGUUCGUGAGGAACUUCUCCACCAUCGCUGYGCCCCUUCGCAGAUUGCURAGAAAAGAGACAAUCUGGAAGUGGGACAAGGRCUGCACGUCUKCCAUGAARAAGCUAAAGCAGGCRUURAUAGARUAYCCRGUCCUUAAGGUCGYCGAUCCRUCCUUGCCUUUUGUCGUUACUACGGAUGCUAGCCAGUACGGCAUAGGCGCAGUGUUACAGCAAGACGAUGGCAAUGGCUAUAGACCCGUAGAGUUCAUGUCCGCCAGGAUGCCUUCAGAGAAGGUCGCGACAUCUACCUAUGAAAGGGAACUCUACGCWCUCAGGCAAGCCUUAGACCACUGGAAGCACUACUUGCUUGGGAGGCACUUCAAAGUCUAUUCUGACCAUGAGACAUUACGAUGGUUAAAGAUGCAGGCCAAGAUGACACCUAAGCUUACUAGGUGGGCUGCAGAGAUAGAUCAGUAUGACUUUGAGCUCAAGCUGUCAAAGGGAAGUACAACGUAGUCACGGAUGCUCUGAGUAGGAGAGCGGAUUACUUUGGGGCAAUAGUACAUUACCUCGAUAUAGGGAAGGACCUACAGCAGAGGGUUAGAGAAGCUUACACGC